Cotesia congregata is the source of this 1800-nucleotide messenger RNA. NCBI's taxonomy places the organism in Eukaryota, Metazoa, Arthropoda, Insecta, Hymenoptera, Braconidae. The record is from the annotation of a GenBank genome assembly.
AUGGAAACUGUAGGACAACGACGAGGAACCAAUCGAAUCACACAUGAUGGUUUUACAUAUCAUCUGGAUUGUAGGUAUCGUGCCAAAGUUAGAAAACGUUACCUUUGUUCAUCACGAAUCACAGUAAAUCGUUGCCGGGUAAAAAUGUGGAAAGAUGCGGAUGGCAGAAUUGAAAUAGAUGGUAUUCAUAAUCAUCUCGUACCAGACAUUGUGAACCGUGAGCCAGUAAUUAGAGAAUUACAGAAUCAGGCGUUACUUACUGACUUACUACCCAAUGAAGUAAUGAAUACAGUUGCAAGGAACUUGCCGAAUGCUGAUAAUAUUCGAUCCCACGCUUCAAGACAAGUCAUUCAUCGGCAACGACGUCGUUACCGUCCUCCAAUUCCACAAAAUUUUGAAGAUCUAGGUGAAACAUUAACAGCUUACCGUAUGGUAUCCAAUAUUUAUCAGCAAGAAGUUAUUGCUGAAGAUGGAUCAAUUGCUCAAAUUUUUGGUAGCAAUAACAUGUUACAAAGACUCGGAGAAAGCGAUGAGUGGCACCUUGAUGCUACUUUUCAGUGCGUACCACUACGUCCUCGUGCUUUGCAACUUCUCAUCAUUCAUAUACGUCGAUUCGAUGUGGGAAUUCCUGCCUUAUACAUUUUAUGCAGUCAUCGUACAACAGAAAUGUAUAACGCAAUAUUUCGGUGGAUUCUACUUCAAGUUCCUGAAGUCCAAGAAAACCUUCAAACAAUUAUAACAGACUUCGAAGCGGCUAUUUUAAAAUCCGUACAAACUUGCAUGCCGUGGGUUCAUCGGAGAGGUUGUUGGUUUCAUUUUGCGCGGGCCGUUACACGUAAAUGGAACUCUCUAGGACUUCCCGGUCGGGAGGCACCUGAACAUCGGAUUUUGAAUUUAACUUGGGCGUUACCACUAGUCCCAGCAGCUAGAUUUGAGGAAGCUUUGGAAGAGGUCGUAGCAUUAAUUCGACCUUUAGAAGAUGGAAAUGAUAAUUUUUAUUUAUUUCGUCGAUAUCUUCAAAGAUUUUGGUUGCCACUGGCAAAUAUUAUUUCAGUUUAUAAUACACCGUGGCGAACUAAUAAUAUUGCUGAAGUUUGCAAUAUGCAUUUAGUAUCUAAAGUUGGGCCUCAUCCACCGUUAUUUAAAUUUUUACAUCGCCUGAUUGAAAUAAUCAAAGAUGAUGAAAAAAAAUUAACUCGAUUACUGGAUGGAAUGGAUUUCGGAAGAAAUAGGCGACAUCGACAAUAUCAAAUGGAUAUUUAUAUUCGCAAUAUCCAAGAAGCAUUAGAAACCAGGAGAUACACAAUGCUCGAAUUUCUUGAAAUGGCUGCAGUUCGACGUCUGGAAGUCCGCCAUCGCUUAGACGUUGCCGUAAUGAGACAGCAAUACCUCGAUGAUGCUUUAACACAAGAAGAAGAAGUUUUAUUGGAACACAUCCGUAAUGCUGUUGAAUUACCAGCUAUACACCAUGCACCAUUAAAUGCAGCUAAUCCAAUUGAUGAAAUCGAUUAUUAUGCUGGUGAAAUCAUUGAAGAAGAUGAGCCGGAGGUUGUUCCAUGGAUUCAUGAUGCGUCAGCAGGAAUGGUAUUUGCUGAUCAGCUGGCAGUAGAAGGCAUUAAUAAAUGCUAUGUAUGCUUGACAAAUCAAGCAAGAGCAGUUUUUUGUCCGUGUGGGCAUUUAUGUUUAUGUUUAGAAUGCAAAUUCAAGGCUGAAAUAUCUGCCAACAGAGAAGAUAAUGCAGCACGAUUAAUUUGUUUCAUAUGUCAAGUACCGAGCAAUUUUUUAAUGAUCAUUCGAUAA